Molecule: messenger RNA, 1768 nt
Organism: Mytilinidion resinicola
Lineage: Eukaryota; Fungi; Ascomycota; Dothideomycetes; Mytilinidiales; Mytilinidiaceae
Exons: 1
Coding region: 91-1593 (500 amino acids)
Source: RefSeq, a predicted model, not a curated record
CAUCGACUUACUCCUACCCUCACCGUCUCAUUGUGCCCCUUCUUGAACCCUGCAUAAGGAACUGGCAAAUAACACCCGAGGUAGUACCUUAUGUGCACUAUACCUUUCUUUGCAGCUGCCAUCCUGUUCGCCUGCGUUAGCGCUCUACCGUUGAAAAAUGAGACUAGUGGAGCGAACUUCCAAAAUGCCAUGGGAAAAGAGGAGCCAAAGCAAGGAUGGACUUCUUCCCCCAACGAGAGGGGCACUGCAGAUAUUCUUUGGAGCUGCGGAUCAACAGUAAUUUUAUGUUGCUGGUCGAUGCUCUGCCUCAACGUACCAGGACCUAAGGACACCUACUGGAUCAUAAUUCGACGCAAAGUGUGGAUAUUUAGUUUGACUCUCUGUGGACCCGAAGUGUGCGCUAUUUCUUCGAUGGGACAGUAUCUAUCGGCCCAUCAAUCUUCUAGGGACUUUAAGGCAGCAGGGAUUAGCGAUUGGACAUUGCAACAUGCCUUCUUCGCUGAUAUGGGCGGCUUCGUUUUGCAGACGCGCGACUGGGUGCCCUUUCCAAUUACUGCGAAGCAAUUGUUAUGGCUGACCCAGCGCGACUACAUAUCAGUUUCUCCGGCAGUCUUUCGACAUAUUAAAGACAGGAACAAGGUCGAUGGCAUGAUGCGGUUCAUCAUGGUGCUACAAACGCUUUGGUUUCUCGCCAACUUCUUUGGACGAAUCGCCCUAGGACUUGCGAUUACCACCAUUGAGCUGACGACUGUGGCCUUCAUCUAUGCCAGUCUGCCCAUGGUAUUCUUAUGGCGACAUAAACCUGCUGAAGUGGGAGUUGCCGAGGUCCUGGUUACCGACGCGAGCAUGACCGAGAUACUGUUAGCAGGGGGAGAGGCUGCGCGUGAGCCGUACAGCAAGACGCCGCUGGAUUUCAUCGACCGCAAAGAAUGGGCUUGGUCGAUCUAUUGGCACCACUUGAGAAAUAUCCUUCGUUACUUGCGUAUUGCCGCCGGACCUCAGGUGCGCCCCGCGGACCGCGUCUCCAAUUUCGACAUUCCCGAGAUUCCCACUUGGGUCUUUUGCCUUGGUGCUGUAUACUACUUCGGAUUUGCCGCCAUCUUCGUAGCUGGAUGGAACAUGAGCCUACCGACCCACACGGAACAGCUGCUUUGGAGAGUGGCAGGCCUCCUCUGCCUUGGAACUCUAUUUGUUGGAGAAAUUAUAACCGAGAUGGCGUUUACAGUCUGGCCAUAUGUCAGAGCGAGAUGGUUACAAAGCUGCGAAGAGGGCAAGUCCAAGUUUAAUCCGACUAUUGCUCAUGAACACGAAGUGUCUCCCGAUGAGAGGAAUUCUAGGUAUUCCAGGCCCUCAAACCCACCAAGACCCCGGCCGCGCACGAUAUGGAAUUGGAUAAGGAACAAUUCCGUUGGGCAGGAUAAACAAGUUAGUAUGCAGCUUAGAGUACUACUACCCAUGUAUGUUAUCGGCCUUUUAUAUAUUACGGCAAGAGUUUUUAUUAUCGUGGAGGACAUCUUGGAGUUGCGUUCGCUUCCUUUGAGCUGCUACAAAACUCCCGACUGGCAGCAAUUUAUACCACAUUUGGGGGGAUAGAUGUAGAGCAGUCUCACGACGAGGCUGCUUAUUUUGAUCGAGGUACAGACGAUAAUUGGACAUGGUACGGAGGCAUAGAUCGGACUGGAUUUAAGCAAACUGAUUUUCCUACCAACAUAGAUGUAGUUUUAUGCUAGAUAAAAUUGAUUUAGAAAGCGAGUCAUAUCAUUUUCCA